UUAUUCCAAUAUUAAUUAUAGUACUCGUAGGAAUUAGUACUUAUUACAUACACCCAAAAGCAGUCACUGUGGCGAAACGACCUUACAGUGAGCAAAACGCAGAGAAAGGAAGGUAAAUGUGGAGGAAAGUGUUAACCGGCGCCGGCGGUGCUCUGCAACCAUGGCGCACGAUAGCAUGUCGUCGGUUUUCUAUGCCUUCGGCCUUUUCGGCUUCCUCCGCCGUCAACUCUAUCUUGCUCCACUCCCUCAAAGAACACUAUCUCGAAGUCUCCAAAAUGACUCCGCCACCAAAAGUGAGUCCUCCUUCUCCGUUCACGGUUCUAAAAGGGUCUCUAGAUGGCAGUGGUCCUGCUUUGACACGGACUUACGGUGAUGAGGAAAUAAAUAUCUCUGUAAUGCGGUUGGCUAACAUUAUUCCCGGGGGUGGAGAUGAUGACGGUGAUGAUAUAAACCAAUUGUUCCUUCACGUGGAUGUCUCGAAGCCUGGCCAGACGGACUCUUUGCAUUUUCUGUGUGGAUUGUAUCCGGAUGCAUUGGGAAUUCACUCUGUUUCACUGAGGCCAAAGAGCCAAUCUUCAGGGUCUCUUGAGGUUCCGAAGAAAUACAUUGGCCCUGUUUAUGAAGAUCUCGAUGAUCGGGUGAGAGAUGCACUACAUGGGUACAUCGAAGAGCGAGGUGUGAAUGAGAACCUCUUUCAUUUUCUUCAAGCUUGGCUUUAUGUGAAGGAUCAUCGGAGACUUAUGCGCUGGUUCAAAACUGUCGGUUCAUUCAUUAAAGAGCGCAAGCAGGAUACAGAUGCUUAGGUUUUAAAAGAUGGCUUCUUGAGAGGAUUCCUUGUUAUAGCCAAAAUGGGAGUUUGCUCCCAAGUAUGUCCUGUAUCUACUAUAGAUUAAAUUUUGGUUCGAUGCCUUCAUUUUUCCAAGACUGCUAUAUAUGUAACGUAUCUUUUUAGUUUCACCUAUUACACUUUUAUAUAUUUUUAUUUGUGCUUUCA
Cornus florida is the source of this 994-nucleotide messenger RNA. RefSeq lists its product as uncharacterized. NCBI's taxonomy places the organism in Eukaryota, Viridiplantae, Streptophyta, Magnoliopsida, Cornales, Cornaceae. Gene Ontology annotation, cellular component: mitochondrial matrix. The transcript is spliced from 3 exons. Bases 117 to 803 code for a protein of 228 amino acids. The record is from RefSeq and is a predicted model, not a curated record.